Papilio machaon (common yellow swallowtail) is the source of this 2164-nucleotide messenger RNA. RefSeq names its product ATP-binding cassette sub-family F member 2. Bases 162 to 2021 code for a protein of 619 amino acids. The record is from RefSeq and is a predicted model, not a curated record. Gene Ontology annotation, molecular function: ATP binding; ATP hydrolysis activity. NCBI's taxonomy places the organism in Eukaryota, Metazoa, Arthropoda, Insecta, Lepidoptera, Papilionidae. The transcript has 12 exons.
GUCAGUAUUAAACCCGCUGUCAUCAGACGCAGGACGUAGGAAGAAGGCCAUCUGCUAUACACAUUCGUUUGGACUUCCCUUUUAGAAAAUAGCACGUGUCGGCGCUGUCAACUUGCCUAUUAUCAGAUUAAAAUUGAAUAGCCGAGAGAUAUAACAGCACAAUGCCGUCUGAUGCAAAGAAACGUGCACAACAAAAGAAAAAAGAGCAGGCUAGUAACCGGAACAAAAAACCCGUGGCAAGAGUGACGGCCGACGAGAAUGGAUCUACGACAAAUGGCUCUGUCGAUCGUGAAUUGACUGCUGAAGAGGCAUUAUGUUUGAAGUUAGAAGCAGAGGCUAAAAUGAACUCAGAGGCUCGUUCAUGUACUGGAAGCCUCGCGGUUCAUCCACGCUCUAGGGAUAUCAAGAUUGCAAAUUUCUCAAUCACAUUUUAUGGCCACGAACUUCUGCAGGAUACACUCUUGGAGCUGAAUUGUGGACGAAGAUAUGGUCUUGUUGGGCUUAAUGGUUGUGGCAAAUCAUCGCUACUCUCGGUUCUCGGACGUCGCGAAGUGCCGAUACCGGAUCAUAUUGAUAUUUUUCAUCUGACGAGAGAAAUGCCUGCUUCGGAUAAAACUGCUCUGGAAUGUGUUAUGGAGGUGGACGAGGAAAGAAUAAAGCUCGAGAAGUUAGCAGAAGAAUUGGCACACUGUGAAGAUGAUGAAUCGCAAGAGCAGCUGAUGGAUAUAUACGACAGGCUGGAAGACCUGAGCGCUGACACAGCUGAAGCUCGGGCCGCUAACAUCCUACACGGUCUUGGCUUCACUAAAGAAAUGCAACAGAAAGCUACUAAGGAUUUCUCCGGAGGUUGGCGUAUGCGCAUUGCAUUGGCCCGUGCUUUAUAUGUGAAACCCCAUUUACUUCUGUUGGACGAGCCAACCAAUCAUCUCGAUUUGGAUGCCUGCGUAUGGCUUGAAGAAGAACUUAAAUCAUAUAAGCGUAUUCUGGUUCUAAUUUCUCACUCCCAGGACUUUCUGAAUGGUGUCUGUACUAAUAUUGUUCAUAUGAAUAAGCGCCGUCUUAAGUAUUAUACUGGUAACUAUGAAGCAUUUGUGCGAACGCGUUUGGAGUUGCUUGAGAACCAAAUGAAGCAAUACAACUGGGAGCAAGAUCAGAUAGCUCACAUGAAGAACUAUAUUAGCCGAUUUGGUCACGGAUCAGCCAAACUCGCUCGUCAGGCUCAGUCUAAAGAGAAGACUCUGGCUAAGAUGGUAGCCCAGGGUCUCACAGAGAAAGUAGUGGACGAUAAAAUACUCAACUUUUAUUUCCCAUCUUGUGGGAAGGUACCACCACCAGUUAUUAUGGUGCAGAAUGUGUCAUUCAGAUAUACCGAUAGUGGGCCUUGGAUCUACAAGAACUUAGAGUUUGGUAUUGAUUUAGACACUAGGAUUGCUCUAGUCGGUCCUAAUGGUGCCGGCAAAUCCACUCUAUUGAAACUGCUCUAUGGAGAUUUGGUGCCAAGUACAGGUAUGAUACGUAAGAAUUCUCAUUUACGUAUCGGGCGUUAUCAUCAACAUUUACAUGAACUGUUGGACCUUGACUUAUCUCCAUUGGAUUAUAUGAUGAAGCAGUUCCCCGAAGUGAGGGAACGUGAGGAAAUGAGAAAGAUCAUAGGAAGAUAUGGUCUUACUGGACGUCAGCAGAUAUGUCCGAUGCGUCAGCUAUCUGAUGGGCAACGUUGUCGCGUGGUGUUCGCAUGGCUCGCGUGGCAAACACCUCAUCUCCUACUACUCGACGAGCCUACCAAUCAUCUUGAUAUGGAGACAAUUGAUGCCCUCGCUGAGGCCAUUAAUGACUUUGAUGGUGGCAUGGUACUCGUUAGCCACGACUUCAGGCUCAUUAAUCAGGUCGCUGAAGAGAUUUGGAUUUGUGAGAAUUCAACGGUAACAAAAUGGAAUGGUGGCAUUCUCAAAUACAAGGACCAUCUGAAGUCUAAGAUCAUGAAAGAAAACGCCGAUAACGCAGCGAAGAUACGCAAAUAAUUAGCUAAUCACUUAGGGUCACUUUUUUUCCUAAAUUUAAUUUGCACGACUCGCUUAUAAGCACAAUUACUAAUAAGUGCUUACCAUCCACCACAUCCCAACUUAACAUCAGGUGAAAUUAUAGUCAAGUGCUUUUUUAUUUA